Fusarium subglutinans is the source of this 1374-nucleotide messenger RNA. RefSeq lists its product as uncharacterized. The record is from RefSeq and is a predicted model, not a curated record. The transcript has a single exon. Lineage: Eukaryota; Fungi; Ascomycota; Sordariomycetes; Hypocreales; Nectriaceae. The coding region runs from base 1 to 1374 and encodes 457 amino acids.
AUGGAUAUUCAACACCUUGACGCAGCUUUUAUAUAUAUCAUAUGCGAGAACUUUUGUCUUCAUUGCCACGAAGGACGUGGAGAUCACCAGGACUUCCCUAGUGUAUCCGCCGCACAAGACGCCGAUGCGAAAACCCUUCGAUACACCCUCCUUAGCCUCUCUACAGUCUGUAAGAGCUGGGGUUAUAUAGCGCAGAAAACGCUCCACCACCACUUUGGCUUUUCUGAAGCAACGCCCCAAGCUGAGGUAUUGUUCUGCAGGACUCUCGCUGAGAACCCAGAACUAGCCAAGCAAGUCAAACAGGCUUUGCUAAGAUAUAUCUAUCCGGGUGAAACUCGUGCUGAGGGAGACUGGUUGGUCAAGUCCUUGACCAAAUUUUCCUGUAUUCUCGGCCCCCCAGGAGAAGACUUCAAUAUUAGAGGAUGGGAACGGUAUAUCGGAGCACUUGUCUUUCUUCAAAUACCUAACCUCGAAUAUCUCGAGACAAUAGCGAAAGAUCUAUGCCGAAUACUCGACAAUUUCAUGAAGCCUCUUUCAAUCCAUGGAAAACACCUGCCUCAGCGUCUGAGGACCCUGGAUAUCAAAAACAAGACUGUCAAAGAGACUGGAAUUUACAAUCCCCUCAAUCUGUCCGAAGGUUCUAUUGGCGGAUUCAUUGCAGCGCUUCCAAACCUCCAGAGCCUAGAAGCUGUGAAUCAGUCUCGUCAAACACUGCGAGAUCCACUACAGUUCCUCAAUGUUCGUCACAUCGCCCUUCGGAGCACGAUAUUGAGCAAAGAAGGACUUCGACUCCUGAUUUCUGCAACAGGGCCCUUGGAGUACUUUCUGUACAUGGGUGCCUAUUGCUUUGGAGACAACUUUUGUUCCAUCCAAGAUAUUUGCGAAAUCCUGGCACUCAGAAAGGACAGCCUGAAAGUGCUUAUUGCAGUGCCAGCUCACACAGCAUAUAACUUCACAGCGGGAAGACGACAUGUCAACGUUCAGCACAUGCGCAUGGCCCUGGCGGACAUCUGGUUGCCUGUGCUUGAUGACGAUAUUCGAGACGAUCAGAUACUAGUGAGAGGCUUGCCACCGUGCCUCGAGACUGUCUACUUCGACACCGCGGAUAAUAUACUGGAGGAUUUGUUGGAUGUCGUUAUCACCUACAUUCAGUCGAGCUAUCGGAAAGAUCCCAAUGACCAGGCUCUCAAGGUAGUGCAUAUUCUGGUGUGCAUGUAUUCUGACCGGGAAACGAUGGAGCAGUCGCCUGACUCCAUACACAAUUCAGCCCUGAAGCUGAUCCAAGAGAAAUGCGGAGAUUUUCUGAAACAUGGUAAGGUAGUUAUUCGGGCUGUCUGGGCUGAUGGCCAGGAUGAGGACGGUGGUCGUCUGUAG